AUGGUGCUCCUUUCACCAAUUUUACUCUUCUCCACUUUGCUUUCGACCGCGGCCCUUGCUAGCUCAAAUUGUAAAUCCACGCCCAAUGAUCCGACUUGGCCAGCUGUCGAGGAAUGGAAAAGCCUGAACCAAACUAUUCGAGGUGCCUUGAUAAAAACUUCCCCCGCUCCCUCAUCCUGCUAUGAAGGUAAUCCAUUCAAUUCCUCUACGAAUUGUUCAGAUGUGACCAAAUAUUGGACAUAUGCCGCCUAUCAUUCAGCUUGGCCUGAAAGUGUCGACUACUCUAUUUUCACAAAUAACUCUUGCUUGCCCCCUGGUGCCGAAGGUUACACUAGAGCCCGGGGCUGCAGCGUUGGGGCUUUACCGCAAUACAUUGUGAAUGCUACAGAUGAGCAACAAGUUGUUACUGCACUGCAAUGGGCAACAGGGAGAAAUAUCAGGGUCGUUGUCAAAGGAACAGGACAUGACCUAAGUGGCAGAUCUACAGGCGCAUAUUCACUUUCGAUCUGGACUCACAACUUCAAGCACAUUGAGCAUCAACCCGAAUGGCCACUUCCCGAUGGAAGUGGAACCGCCGAUGUAGUAAUUUGCGGGAGCGGUCACACAUGGGGAACUGUUUACAACGCUGUGCAUGCCAUGAACAGGUCUGUUGUGGGCGGCGAAGACGCAACCGUUGGUCUUGGUGGACUUAUCCAAAACGGAGGUCACGGUCUACUAUCCAGCCACUAUGGGCUUGCAUCGGACCAGGUAUACCAAGUCACCGUCAUCACAGCAGACGGCCGACGACUGGUGGCCAAUAACAAACAAAAUGCGGAUAUCUUCUGGGCUGUCCGUGGUGCUGGUGGGGGCCAAUUUGGUGUCGUCACUGGAUUUGUCCUGAAAACUCACCCCGUGCCCAAAAAUUUGGUUACUGGUGGAUUCUCCUUCUAUCAAGUACCUGCCUCGAAGGCCGGUAAUAUUUCCUGGGCGGCGCUUGCUAAAGUCGCAAGUUCGAUCCCUGACAUUAUGGACAAUGGCCUUACGGGGACCGUUACUGCUAUGACCGGAAGCUCAGCGAUGGCGCUGACAGGGCUGAAUCACACUUCACCAGGAGUCGUGGCUUCGGUCGGCUUGGUGGGAUUCAACAUGACGACUGAGGCGAUGGAUCGGAUAGUCCAGAAAAUGACAUCUCGCUUCGUAAAUAUCAGCUCUGCAGAUACGUUGAAAGUUGUUCAUAAGUCAUCCGAAGCAUACAGCUAUUGGGCAUACACUAAGCCGGACUUUCUUUCCAGUGCUUCUUGUGGUUCCUCAAGCCUCAUGAGCAGCCGUCUGCUAGGACGUCACGAGCUUUCAGAUAUUCCAAUGACAGAUCUGGUCACCUAUCUCCAACAAGCCUCAGUGUCGCAGUCUAAUACAGGCUCCAUCCUUCUCUUCGGCUUGCAGGGUGGCCCCGGGCCAGCCAGCACACCCGAGGAUAGGCGCGGGAGCGUUCUACCUGCAUGGCGCAGUGCGUACGUACAUGCAAUGUCUUACGGGGCAUCUUUGAAUGCAACUGCUGAUCCAAGUGAUGCGCUAGCAUCUGGAGCUCAAUGGUACGAAGCGAAUCUGGAACCUGUUUGGAGGAAUUGGGCACCCAGAACAGGCUCGUACAUGAAUGAGGGCAAUGCAUUCAGUAGUACGUGGAAACAAGACUUUUAUGGGGAGAACUAUAACCGGCUCUUGGAACUCAAAAGAGCCUAUGAUCCGUCCGGGAGUUUCUUUGUGUGGAGUGGUGUUGAAAGUGAUAUGUGGGAGUACGACCUUCACAGUGGUCUGCUUUGCCGGAUUGAUUGA
This is a messenger RNA of Penicillium pulvis, 1812 nucleotides long. RefSeq names its product putative isoamyl alcohol oxidase. The record is from RefSeq and is a predicted model, not a curated record. Gene Ontology annotation, molecular function: oxidoreductase activity; FAD binding. Lineage: Eukaryota; Fungi; Ascomycota; Eurotiomycetes; Eurotiales; Aspergillaceae. The transcript is spliced from 2 exons. Bases 1 to 1812 code for a protein of 603 amino acids.